Molecule: messenger RNA, 1254 nt
Organism: Aspergillus glaucus CBS 516.65
Lineage: Eukaryota; Fungi; Ascomycota; Eurotiomycetes; Eurotiales; Aspergillaceae
Product: T2 family ribonuclease
Exons: 7
Coding region: 1-1254 (417 amino acids)
Biological process (GO): RNA catabolic process
Cellular component (GO): extracellular region
Molecular function (GO): RNA binding; ribonuclease T2 activity
Source: RefSeq, a predicted model, not a curated record
AUGGAAUCGUGGGCCUUUUUUACAGGGGUCCCAGGACCACAGAGAGUCCUGAAAGCUCUUACCGGUAGCCUGGGACUUUCCUCAUUGACAGAAUUGUACAACCCGACGACAGAAGUUACCACACACCGAACAUGCGCCAAAGAAGAAGUGAGCUGUCAAACCCGGUACAGCGGCCAGGACACUUGCUGCUUCAACUACCCUGGUGGACAGUUGCUUCAGACGCAAUUCUGGGAUACUGAUCCUGCUCUUGGGCCUGAUGAUUCUUGGACUAUUCAUGGACUCUGGCCGGACCAUUGCGACGGUGGCUUUGAUCAGUUUUGCGAUUCGAGGAGACAUUACAAUAACAUCUCGUUGAUAUUGGUGGAUUCAGGCCGGAGGGACCUUCUGGAGUAUAUGGACGUCUACUGGAAGGACUUCAAAGGAGACGAUCUAGAUUUGUGGGUUCAUGAAUGGAACAAGCAUGGUACCUGUAUCAGCACAUUGGAGACCCGCUGCUACGACGAGUAUUACCCGCAGCAGGACGUUGUGGAUUAUUUCGACAAGGCGGUUGAGAUCUUCGGGGAAUUACCUUCAUAUAAGUUCCUCGCCGACGCCGGAAUCGUUCCAUCCCAUACGAAAACCUACACUUUGGCUGAGAUUGAGGAUGCUCUUGCAAAGGGCCACGGAAGCGACGUUACCGUUAGAUGCCACAGCCAUUCUUUGAAUGAGAUUUGGUAUCAUUUCAAUGUCGCCGGUACUCUGCAGACGGGUGACUUUGUUCCCUCCUCUCCAGAUGGUCUGAAGUCCAACUGCCCUACAAAGGGCGUCCGUUACCAGCCCAAGAGGUCUCAACCAGAGCCAACCAAUACAGCAACGAAGACCGCAAGACCAACCGCUACUCCUGGUAUCCCAUUCCAAGGACAGGGCAAUCUGAAGGUCUCGACUCAAGGUUCGGGACGGGGUUGUAUAAUCAGCUAUGGCACCUGGUUCUCAUCUGGAACCUGUGCGACGUUCAGAGGAGAGAAAGUCAGGGAUGGCACAUUCACCUUGACAUCAAGCAGGGGGAAAUGCUCCUUCGAACAGGAUAUUCUGACCUGUGGAGCACACAUCGACAACCCAAUGGAAUUCGAGAUGAUCGACGGAAAACUCGCCUACAACGGAAACACAACGUUCUAUGCGGACAAGCCACCCAAGGGCUACACACAGAGUGAUGUCUUCGCUACUCAGGGAGAGCAUCCGGUUGAGCUGGAUAUUACCUGGAAGGAGCGCGAGUGA